Molecule: messenger RNA, 6240 nt
Organism: Tympanuchus pallidicinctus (lesser prairie-chicken)
Lineage: Eukaryota; Metazoa; Chordata; Aves; Galliformes; Phasianidae
Gene: OXSM
Product: 3-oxoacyl-ACP synthase, mitochondrial
Exons: 3
Coding region: 143-1528 (461 amino acids)
Biological process (GO): fatty acid biosynthetic process
Molecular function (GO): 3-oxoacyl-[acyl-carrier-protein] synthase activity
Source: RefSeq, a predicted model, not a curated record
CAUGCCCACCCCCUGCCCGUCCCGAGUGGUGCGGCCCCGCGCCGGCGGCACGGAGGAGGGAGGCGGAGCCAACCAUAGCUGAGCGGGGGGGAACGCGGCCGGCGGAGCUACAGGAAUGUGCACAGAUUGAUUGGUUUCCACCAUGUUCUCACAGUGCUCACAGGAGCUGUUAAAGAUUGCAAAACUUCAUCUCCGGAGUCUGAAUUUGAAUCUGCUUUUAAGAAAUCACAGGAGAGCUUUCAGCAAGUCACUGCCUGCGUGUCGAAGGAAAGUAGUUGUUACGGGUAUUGGCUUGGUGUCUCCUCUUGGUGUGGGGACUCAGCUUGUGUGGAAGCGCCUUCUCCAAGGAGACAGUGGGAUUGCAUCACUAGAUGGGGAAGAAUACGCGGGCAUUCCAUGUAGAGUAGCUGCCUGUGUGCCACGGGGAGAUGAAGAGGGCCAUUUCAAAGAAGAGAGCUUUGUUUCAAAGUCAGAGAUCAGGUCCAUGAGUUCAGCUACUGUCAUGGCCAUCGGUGCAGCAGAGCUGGCAAUGAAAGACUCUGGUUGGUCUCCACAGUCUGAACAGGACCAUUUACGAGCCGGUGUGGCAAUUGGAAUGGGAAUGGUUCCACUGGAAGAGAUUUCUGAUACAGCCGCUUUAUUUAAAACAAAGGGUUAUAACAAGGUCAGCCCAUUCUUUGUCCCAAAGAUUUUAGUCAAUAUGGCAGCAGGUCAGAUCAGCAUUAAAUACCAACUGAAGGGGCCAAAUCAUGCCGUGUCAACUGCUUGUACCACCGGCGCGCAUGCUAUUGGAGACUCCUUUCGAUUUAUCGCCGUGGGUGAUGCUGAUGUCAUGUUGGCUGGAGGGACUGAGGCUUGCAUUAGUCCUUUGUCCUUGGCUGGGUUUGCCAGAGCUCGGGCCCUAAGCACUAGUUUUAACACAAGACCUAAAAUGGCAUGUCGGCCAUUUGAUUCACAGAGAGAAGGGUUCAUAAUGGGAGAAGGUGCUGCAGUGCUGGUCUUGGAAGAGUACGGACAUGCUGUGCAGAGAGGUGCCAGGAUCUAUGCAGAAAUUUUAGGUUAUGGACUGUCGGGUGAUGCUUGCCACAUAACAGCACCUAAUCCGGAGGGAGAUGGUGCAUUCAGAUGUAUGUCUGCAGCAAUAAAAGAUUCUGGAAUCAAGCCUGAAGAUGUAACAUAUGUCAAUGCACAUGCAACUUCUACUCCUUUAGGAGAUGCUGCUGAGAAUCAAGCAAUCAAGAAACUUUUUAAAAAUCAUGCACGUAAUCUUGCAGUUUCCUCGACAAAAGGAGCAACAGGACAUCUUUUGGGAGCUGCAGGAGCUAUUGAAGCAGCUUUUACUGCGCUGUCCUGUUACCAUGCAAUUUUGCCACCUACUUUAAACUUAGAAAAAACAGAGCCGGAGUUUGAUCUCAAUUAUGUUCCAUUAACAGCUCAGGAAUGGAAAACUGGAAAGCGGCGUAUUGCACUUACAAAUUCAUUUGGCUUUGGUGGUACUAAUGCAACUUUGUGCCUUGGAAGUGUUUGACUUGUGCUGUGUGUGUUGUGAAAAGUGGCACUCAAUGAUUUUCCAUACUGCCAUCUUUGUUGUAUACUGUAAUCUUUUCUCAGCAUUGAGGUUUGAUACAUAACUUUAUUCACUCCAACAUUUACAUCAGUAAUUCUUUUAAAAAGAGAGAAUUUCUUUUACUUGUUUUAGUAAAAAUAAAGACCUGCUCUUCAUGUGGUAGAUAAGUUUUUAUUUUUGCUCAAAAAGGAGACUUGUAGCAAGUAAUCUGAGUAGUGUGUUUUGUGAGAAGAGGAUAAAAAUGAUAAAUUCUGUUUUUCAGUGGAAUGAUACAUUUAUGAUUACUGUGUCUUCACUGGUCUCCAUCAUUUCUGGGGCCAAAUGAUUAUCCUCUUGUGAACUCUGACUUGCUUAUUGACUGAAAGGCAGUUUUUUUCUUCAUGUUUUCUCCUUCUGUUUAAUCUAAAUUUGUUUCCUAUGAUGUUCUUUCCAGCAUUCAGGAUGGAAUGCCAUCUGGCUGUGCAUAUGGACAUGAGUUCUAUGUAGUGAAAGGAAAAAAUGACAUUCAUGCUUAUGGUAGGCUCUUAUAUCUCGUCUUAUCUUAGCUUGUCCGAUCUCACAUAAACUAUAAACUGAUAAAGUGGGUUAGGUAGUGCUCUUUUUUGGCAUUGUGCUUAUAAUACUGCUCACUGUGCACUGGAAGACUGUAUUAGGCACUGGAGUGGAAGGUACUGCCUCUCAAGAACAUGGAUUUCUGCUAAUCAGCAUUCUGCUUUUGAUUUUGGCAUGAGUUCUGGUGUUGGUAUGAUCUCCAAAUCCCUUCCAGGCAAAAGAUAAUCUGAGUAUUGGUGUAGGUUGAUGGGAUUUUCUUCUGUUUUGGCUGACAAAAAGCCUUACACAGCACCCACUGUAUUUCCACUAUAAUUCAGCUCUAGUAUGCCAGCAUCUCAUCUAAAGCCUAAGAGCUUAUUCUUGUCUUCUAGCUUUAUUUUAAUUUUCUGUUGCAAUUCCAAGUGGACUUUUUAUUAUUAUUAUUUAAUCUGGUGGUUUGAUUUUGAAUAAAUUAAUUGUGAAUGCAGAAGUGCAGUCAUGCCAGUUGUCCUUGAAGAUGAGAUGUUUCAAUCUUCCAGCUCCCUCCUCAGUUUCCCACUGGCUGAGGAUAUCACCUUAGUGCUUAUACCAGUCUCUGAGGUGUGAUGGAGGGAAAAAAAAUGAUACAAGAAUGUAAAAGUCAUUGAAACGCAGGUUAAGUAGUGGAGUUUGCUAAUUAAGCAGGAUCAGAAAAUUAUCACUGGUGUUCUUUAGCCAGCUUAUUUUUUGGUAUUAAAAAAAAAAAUAGAUACUAAAAGAACGUAUUUUUAUACUCUUUUCUAUAAUUACACAGAAUUCAAGUUAUCAACAAUCAAUUUCUAAGUUUGUUAGCCUCUGUAAUAGAUGAAAUAUAUGAACAAUUAAGGCAGAAUCUACUGUGUGUCAACCUGACAAAGUGUUCAUUUAGAAAACAAGUAAGAAAGCCUACUACUGAAAUUAUGAGGCACAUACAUGUGAUGGCUAAGAGGUCUCAAAUAAACAAGUUGCAUUUUACUGAAAGUUUUAUAAGUAUAUUGCAAUUUACACAACUGUAGCAACCUCUACGUUGACCAACCUCUGUUUUUACUUAAAUUAGAAUUUUUUCCCCUAAAAUUUGGCACAGAAAUUUCUCAGAAACAUUUAUGCAAAAGGGAUGCUGGCUAACAAGUUAGGACUGUACAGCUGUGACGAUGACUUACUAUAUGAUGGGAAAAGAUUUAUGACAUACCUCCCAUUACCUAUUGCAUUUCUAAUUCUAUUUUUUCCACCAUCAAAAGUUGUUUCAAAUAUUGUAGACUUGCACACAUUCUUCCACACAGGUAAUACACAGGGGACAGUAACAUAGGUUGAUAAAAUUUCUGACAGUGAAUCAUUUUUUUCUGUUUUUGUUCUUUUUUUUUUUUUUUUCAUUUCCAUGUGUUGUAUUGCUUCACUAAUGAUGUUGAGGAACAAUAACAGUGGGUGGAAAUGCUAGGUCAUGACUUGAACCAGAGAUUGAGCACCUGAUAGGAAGGCAGGGCCAACCCAAGGAAAUUCAGGUGCACCUGAGUGACUGGAAGGGGUGGAUCCUAGCUCCACCCUUCCCAGACCUCACUUAAGGGCUGGCAGUGGGGGCAAGGGUGUUUCAUCGUGAGUUUCCUGACUACCUGAGGAUCUUCUUGGCCUUCAGAAGGUGAGUAGUUUCUUUCUCUUAUUUUUGUGCCUGCUGCUGUUGCAUUUGAGCAGAACCUCGCUUGCUGUAGCCUGGUGUCUUGCUGCUCUGCUGUCUUGUAAUGCAGUGGGAAGAACAACAAGAAUGUGUACUACGUGGCCUGUGUAUCUUCCAUGCUCUAUGAGGAUAGAAAUAACUGAUAAACAUUGUUAUCUAUUAUAAAAUUUUACAUGAAGAUAGUGUGGUAGAUACUCAAAUAUUUUACAAAGUAUUUAAAAAUAAUUUUAUGGAAAAGAUUCCUGAGCACUAUAGUUGUUUUACUAAAAUAGGAAAAUAGAGCUAACUAAAAUAAUAAUCAAACAUACUGAUAGUGACUUAAGUUCUCAUGCAAAGAAAAAGUAAAAAUGGAUUUGAUUGUUCCUUGUAGCACCAGUCAGCAUUUCAGCCAAGUAGUGUCUUGACAGUGCAAAUGUAUGUGAAGUUUGACAUCCUUAUAGCUGUUCUACUUUAUUAAAAGAAUUUUUCUGAGUGUUAUGUUAGCCUUCAACCCUUAUGUGUGAAGGCAGAUUGGCUUGCUGGAUUUGAAGUAAAUGGCACAUAAAGUAGCUAUAUUACAGGUAAAUUUCAUUCUGGACAGACAUUGCUAAUGGGCUAUUAUGAGGUUUAGCUAUACUCUAAAACCUCAUUAUUUAUACUAAUGGUCUUAAUGAUGUGAAACAGCGUAAUUUCAGCAUUUGCUGUCUUCUCUGGGUAGAAGGAGAAUAAUGAGAAAAAUACCAAAAACAAUUAAGACUUUCAGAAGCUGAGCUGGCACAGGGCAAUGCAGUUCAAACCAGAUUGAUGUGAAAUAAGCCUGAAAAAAAAAUAUGUUACCAAAGGAAAAUGAAAAAGUAUGCUGCCAGGAGAGCUGGGGAAUUUGCUGUGAGGAAAAAUGUCUACAAACCUCCCAGCUUAUGGUAAUUAAUAGCAGCAGUGCAAUGAAUGAGAAUCUGGUUUGCAUGCAGUAUUAAAAGGCACAAUAUAAAAUUCAUCAUUACUCUCUGCAAAUUGCAUGCAAAAAGAAGUUAAUUUAAGGAAGUCGGCCUCUAAAAGCAGGCUAGCAGCGGGAUGGUGAAUUUGGAGGAAAUCAUGCAGUGAGUUUCUUCUGGAGGUGAUUUUUUUUUUUUUUUUUUUUUUGAGGCUUCUGUAAGCAGAGGUGGAAUUUAGGAAGACUAAACACUGCUGCAUUAGUGUGGACCUGAAGUGCAGUUUAGCUAAGCAUUCACUCUUGCUACAUAGCUAUAGAUUUGUAAUUAAUAUUGUGACAGGGAGAAAUGCUUUACUUUCCUUCAGCUAGCAAAGAUCAUGGCCUCAGGAGCGCUGGAUGUGAUCUCUUGUGUACCAACCAUGGAAAGACAGAUGAUACUACUGCUUAGAAAAAUAAAACAGAAAUUGGAAUGACUAGAAAGAUCAUCUUUCACCACACUUCCUUUCAUUGUCGUUUAAUCAUCUGCUGUAGGUAACUUUUAAAAUAUGAAAGCUCUGUGGUGAUAGCUAUCUUUGAUAGCAUGACUAGGGAUAAUUUGAAGAAGCAUGGGUGCAGUAGUGGUGUGCCUUCUAAGAAUUUAUUUAAUUAAAAAAAAAAAGCCCGAAAGUUGAGCCCUGUCAGUUUGAAUUUUGUUUGUACAAGUUUCAUUUUUAUGUAUUUUGGAGUAGUGUUUUUUUUUCCCAUGUAUCCUGCUGAGCUGAUCAGGAACUACUUACUGCUACUUACUGCUUUAUUAUGAUAGCUACUCACAUAAAAGGAAAAUAGAUCUGUCUCUUGCUGAACUAUGAAACAGGCAAAUUGAAUAACAUGAUAGAACAGGAAGCUUUCCCUUAAAAUGUACAAUAUAUAAUAACAGGUGUGAUGGCCCAGAAUUUGGCCUUGUAAGCUUGUAGUUAAUAGUAGUAAAGCCAGCAGAGGCCUUGUCCUGACACCAGCCAGCUCCCUCAGAGCUUGUAGGUGUGUACCACUUACAUACAGUUUAAAAUGUUCCUCCUGAUGUUCCACUGAGGUGGAGUCUGCCUCACUUGUACAAAUCAGUGUGUUUUCCUGCUUAUCUGCUAAUGAUUGUUUGCUUUUCUCUAUGAUGACUGUUGACCAUCCUUGUUCUAUGACCCAUCCCACCCUACCUAACAGCCACAGAUGGGACAGAAUCAUUUUGAAGGUUGUAGAGCACUUGGGAUUUGAGUUGACUUUGUUUGCUCUUUCAGAGCAUUUGAGGUGGCCAGAAGUGAAAGCUGCCUUUUAGCUUUGGGACCAGUUAUGGAAUAGGAAAUCAACUAAUACAAAUGGCUCCAAAAGCUUGUUUCUAGUUUUUUGUAAAGUAAAUUGUCUUUCCUUUUCCUUUUAUCUUCAAGUUUGCUUUCAUGAAAUACAUUUUCUGACGCAGGGGAAAAAAAAUCGUGAGAAAAGAUGGAAGAAGCUUUACUGGUUUUCAUAUGUGUUUAGAAGUGGAAAAAAUUCAUUAGAAAUGAAUAUAUAUAUAUU